Molecule: messenger RNA, 984 nt
Organism: Amoebophrya sp. A25
Lineage: Eukaryota; Dinophyceae; Syndiniales; Amoebophryaceae
Source: the annotation of a GenBank genome assembly
CAAGAAACUACACGAGUUUCAGAUUUUCUGCCACGAGGAUCCGAAGAAGGCCCAGCUAGAGCCUUCUGGAUUUUUGUGCGAUGUCGAUAUGGAUGAAGCUUUUUUCCAUCUUUAGAAGACCACCUUGCUCGCUCGCCGCUUCAGGAACGGUUUCAUCUUUUUGCCGAUACUUAGUUGAGUAAAACUACUGUUUCAAAAGUAGAUGCACCACUAAUGAUGCUUUUCUCUUCUUCAAAACCACGUGCGAAGCAAAGGGGGACAAGCGUAGAUGGUCUGGAAGAUGUAAAAAACCACACCUUUCAUAAGGGAUAACCGAAUUUUUUACCGAGGUAUGCAUUGGAGCGGCACAAAAAACCCUGACCUGAAGAUGGAGGGCAUUAAGUGGAAAGACCCCAAGCAUCCAGGUGUUUUUGAUGACGCGGAGCUCGAGGAGGACGAUGAACUGGAUAUCGACUUCACUAGAACCUCUGACAGUGAUGAUUGGUCUUCUUCAUCGGACGGCGGUGGGAGUGACAAGGGGAAUUAAGGCUCAAUACAAUUCAUUUUGCCAGGUCACAUCUUCGUGCUUCCUCCUUAGGAUUCUGAAGAAAUGAAAGCGAAAAUUAGAAUUUUAUGAGCUCUAAGAGAAGAAAGACAAAAAAAAGAAGCCCAAAGACGACAGCUCGUCCGGGUCAUCUUCAUCAAACUCAGAGGAAACAAGCGACAAGAGGACGAGCAGCAGCGGUGGAGGUGACUCUGGCACGGCAACUGAUUCCAAGGAUGAUGCCAUCGAUGGCGGCGACGACGAGAGUGCAAGUGAUGGGGCAGAAUUAAGGCUUAUCCUUAUCCAUCUUCUGCGGCAUCCUGAAGAAGCUUUUAAGGGGAAAACGGACCGAGGAUGCGCCUCAAGAUGGAUAGGGGUGACCUCUAACAGAAGCAGCUAACGGCGCUGAGUCAGAGGAACUCUCAACGUCUGACGUCAGUGAAGCGCGAAGUGGUGUGGAG